UGGAGACGCGCGGACGUUCCUGGGGGAGUUCGAGGACGUCGCAGAGCUGGUGGGAACUCGGUCGGACCGGGGUCCGUUGACGACCCUCCGAGCGCUUCUCAAGGGCCGAGCGCGGGCAGUGUUGGAUGCGGUGCGAAGAGACCCGGAGGAGAUGGAAUGGGCGCUGCGAAGGAUGCCCCAAUCGCUGGAUUUGACAACCCGGCCGAUCGCCAGCAGGCGUUGCGGAGCUUCAGGACGGCGCAGCUCGGAGUUGCUGUGGCCCCUUUGUCGCAUAUCGUCGCCCUGUUGAAUCGAGCGCUCCGACCAUUGGAAGAUGCGGCGUGUACGGAUUUAUUGCUCGAUGGUUUCACGGAGAGCCGGCCGAAAGAUCUGCGCGAGACCGCAUGGAUAAUUAAUGCCGAGAAGAUCAUAGAUGCUUCCAAACUGGCGGAUGUGUUGAGGAAAUUCACCUGA
Molecule: messenger RNA, 453 nt
Organism: Echinostoma caproni
Lineage: Eukaryota; Metazoa; Platyhelminthes; Trematoda; Plagiorchiida; Echinostomatidae
Source: the annotation of a GenBank genome assembly